GGCGCCUGCAAAACGACAGCUGCAACAUCAUCGAUCACUCUUCACUCAUAAAGUAAUAAAGAUGGCCGCCCGAUCCGUCGUUCAAUCCGUCAACUGGCAGAAGCUCUCCUCCGGCCUCGGCCUCUCCGCCGCUACCGUCGGCUCCAUCAAGUCCUUCCGUGAACGCGCCAACAACGCUGCUCGCAAGGUUCAGUCCCUUUCCGAGCAGAAGACCGACAUCGACUUCGCUCACUACCGCUCCGUCCUCAAGAACCAAUCCGUCGUCGACGAGAUCGAGAAGUCCUACAAGGCCUUCAAGCCCGUCACCUACGACGUGAACGCCCAGAUCAAGGCCAUUGAGGCUUUCGAGGCCAAGGCUGUCGAGAACGCUGAGCUUACCGCCAAGAAGGUCGACAUCGAGCUCCAGGACCUCCAGAGGACCUUGGACAACAUCAAGAACGCCCGUCCCUGGGAGGACGUCUCCGUCGACGACUUGGUCAAGGCCGCUCCCGAGAUCGAGAAGAAGACCGAGGAUAUGGUUUCCCGCGGAAGGUGGGCCAUCAAGGGUUACCAGGAGAAGUUCGGAGAUCUUUCCCUUAUGUAAGAUGUUUCUGUUGGAAUGUGUUGGAGGGUGUGUGGGGAAGUGGAUAUACCAUACUGGAAAAUGUAUGUUGGAGGUUGAGGUGGUGUUGAAGACUUGUUCGGGCAUGAGAAUAGCUGUCUAGAAUGGGAAAAGUGUAUAAUCAUUGUUCGUACGCGCUGGUCUUGUCGUGCACGUUUGAUCGUUCGAUUUUUUUUGAGUUCACUCAGCGGCCUGGCAGGCUCGCGACAUCAGAAGGCUUUGCACAUUUGCCACAGCAACUCACUCAAAGUUGUUCGACACAACUCGCCUGACCGUAUUGUUUGUGCAAGAAGCUGCAAGGUCAGUUUUGGAGUCAGUAGGGAUUGCACGAUAUCAAAAGGACAGUUACAUCG
Messenger RNA from Saitoella complicata NRRL Y-17804, 954 nucleotides. Its product is annotated as ATP synthase subunit D. Gene Ontology annotation, molecular function: proton transmembrane transporter activity. Bases 62 to 583 code for a protein of 173 amino acids. The transcript is spliced from 3 exons. NCBI's taxonomy places the organism in Eukaryota, Fungi, Ascomycota, Saitoellomycetes, Saitoellales, Saitoellaceae. The record is from RefSeq and is a predicted model, not a curated record. Gene Ontology annotation, biological process: proton motive force-driven ATP synthesis.